Scedosporium apiospermum is the source of this 1617-nucleotide messenger RNA. RefSeq lists its product as uncharacterized. Lineage: Eukaryota; Fungi; Ascomycota; Sordariomycetes; Microascales; Microascaceae. The record is from RefSeq and is a predicted model, not a curated record. The transcript has 2 exons. The coding region runs from base 1 to 1617 and encodes 538 amino acids.
AUGCUCGUCAAACUGGAGAUUCUCUUGGCCGUCCAUGCCGCAGGCUCCGUUGCUCUGUCUGGGGAGGCUCGAGCCAUGAUGGAGGAUUCAAUGGCCUGGAUGGACAAGUUCUAUGAUCCGAGCCUCAGUCAGCUUUACGAUCUCGAGUCCAAGGCAGCUAUGAACCAUGAGACGCUGACUUCGGCUUGGUAUGCCGUCGGUCUCCUAGCACGCAACGGGAACCAUGGGAAAGACGUUUCCGAAGCUGAGUCCAUCAUCUCCUACAUCAUCGCCGAUCAACACGAUAACCCUACAGACCUGUGGUAUGGCGGCUACACCAGGGAGCCCGAGGAGCCGGACGUCGGUACGGCUGUGUACCCGGCUAAGGCGUACGGCUCUUGGGACCCGAACUGGCGAGGCUUCGUCGGCCUUAGCUUUAUCACCAUGUACGAGGAUUUCGGCCAUCUGCUGUCCCAGCCGCUCAAGGACUUGAUGCUCGAGAGUCUCCACAACUGCAGCGUGGGCGACUCAUACCGUGAGGGGGGCGUCAACAACGAUAACCUCUACCCAGCCUACAGUAAUCCGGCUAUUAUGCGCGCUAUCGGGACUGGCUGGACCGGCCGCCACACCGGCGACGACAACAUGACGAAAGCCGGAGAGGACUACGCUAAGAGGAUCAUCGAACUGUGGGACAUGCACGAAACCCUCUCCGAGUUCAACUCGGCCACCUACACUGGCAUCUCCCUCUUUGGCCUCACCCUCUGGAGCAAGUACAUGCCCGAGGACUCCAUCAUGGCCCAGCGCGGCCCAGACAUGCUCCGCGGCGUCUGGAACACCACCGCCCAGCUCUGGCAUGCGAACAUGCGCAACCUCGCCGGACCCUGGGACCGCUCCUACAGCUUCGACAUGACUAUCCACCUCGGCCAUCUUUCACUGUUCCUCGCUCCCAUCAUCGGCAGGAGGGAAGCCGGACUCCACCAACACCCAGAGAUUAUGAGCCACGCCCGCGACUGGGCAUGGGCUCCGCUCAUCGCUGUACACUCCGAGUUCCACAACUCCCUGUUAUCGGAUGAGCUGAAGGACUCUCUCAAGACGUUUGGCGGCGAGAGGACCUGGAAGGGCCAGGCAUACUAUCCACCCUACGACCUGGAGUCGAGGAACAUUAGCGUUUGGAUGGGCGAGAAGCUGAUGAUUGGCGCCCAGUCCUACCGCACCAAGAGUAAGAAUGGGCCGUCCAAUAAUAACGGGCAAUUUCACCCUGCCGUUGCUCAGUGGAUGUAUGGCGACGGCAAGAUCGGUUGGCUCUCCCUUCGAUCCAGCCAAGCCCACAUGAAGGUCGAGGUCCUCCCCAACCGCCUCAAGCUCACCUACCCCGACGGCAGGGCCGACUCCGUCUUUACCUUUUUCGUCUCCCCGUCGCUGCGUCAGCCCAAUGUCAAGACUUGGGACGACAUCCAGGGUGUUUCUAUCACCGUCUCCGGCAACGUAGAUGAGAAGUACGACUUGAAGUUCGCCGGGCGCUACGGCGGUUCGGCUGGGCCCUACUACGACCACAACUACUGGCGCUUUGAACACAAGAUGCCUGCGGGGUUCGAGGGCACGCCGGAGUUGAUCAUUGACUUUGCCUCGGAGGAGUGA